Helianthus annuus (common sunflower) is the source of this 1056-nucleotide messenger RNA. Its product is annotated as aquaporin TIP2-1. NCBI's taxonomy places the organism in Eukaryota, Viridiplantae, Streptophyta, Magnoliopsida, Asterales, Asteraceae. The transcript is spliced from 3 exons. The coding region runs from base 101 to 847 and encodes 248 amino acids. Gene Ontology annotation, biological process: water transport; transmembrane transport. Gene Ontology annotation, cellular component: membrane. The record is from RefSeq and is a predicted model, not a curated record. Gene Ontology annotation, molecular function: water channel activity.
UUUAGUGUCAGUUGCAAAGCACCAAUCCAAUUCUCCACAUAUCUUCUUUACUCUCUCCAUUUCUUUUAAUUUAAUUUUUAUUUAAUUUUUGAAAAACAAAAUGCCUGGAAUUGCUUUUGGUCGUUUUGAUGAUUCCUUUAGCUUGAGCUCCAUCAAGGCCUACAUUGCUGAGUUCAUCUCCACCCUCCUCUUCGUCUUCGCCGGUGUCGGCUCCGCGAUUGCUUACGCCAAGUUGACCUCGGAUGCCGCCCUUGACCCACCGGGUUUGGUGGCCGUGGCGGUUUGCCAUGGGCUUGCACUCUUUGUCGCUGUUUCCAUAGCCGCCAACAUCUCUGGCGGCCAUGUGAAUCCAGCUGUCACCUUUGGAUUGGCUGUUGGCGGUCAGAUCACCAUCCUAACCGGUAUCUUUUAUUGGAUUGCCCAACUCAUUGGCUCCAUUGUCGCGUGCUACCUUCUUAGCUUCGUCACCGGAGGACUAGCAGUGCCAAUUCACGGAGUAGCCGCAGGUGUGGGAGCGAUCCAAGGUGUCGUGAUGGAGAUCAUAAUCACAUUCGCCUUGGUGUACACUGUAUACGCCACCGCAUGUGACCCCAAGAAAGGUGCAUUGGGCACAAUCGCACCCCUCGCCAUUGGUUUCAUCGUUGGUGCCAACAUUCUGGCUGCCGGCCCAUUCUCUGGUGGAUCAAUGAACCCAGCCCGAUCCUUCGGGCCGGCUGUGGCCAGUGGAGAUUUCUCUGGCCACUGGAUCUACUGGGUUGGCCCUCUCAUCGGCGGUGGCUUAGCCGGAGUCAUUUACCCCAAUGUGUUUAUGAGCCAUGAACAUGCUCCCCUUUCUAGCGAGUUUUAAUUUUUCGUUGUGAAUCAAGAUCAAUUUGGGAUUGUAAUAAAAGGAAGGAAAGCAAUGUAUUUGUUUUUCUUUCUUUUUCUAUUUGUUUUUUUUUUUUAAUUUGUGAAGAAUUAAUGGAGUUUGGUUUUUUGUUUGUCAUGUGAUCUAUGUGUGAUUCAAGGCUUUUAAGUUGAUUUGAAAGAUGGGUAGUGGUGGGCCUAUUUUCUUUA